Molecule: messenger RNA, 2570 nt
Organism: Ceraceosorus bombacis
Lineage: Eukaryota; Fungi; Basidiomycota; Exobasidiomycetes; Ceraceosorales; Ceraceosoraceae
Source: the annotation of a GenBank genome assembly
AUGGCCGCUGAAAUUCCAGCCUGGCAGGGCUACACCCUAUACAUCGCCCCAGAAAGCUAUCUCUUCGAUCCCAUCGCGCCAAAGGAUGCAGGGGAGAAGAAGCAGGUCCUCAAGAUCGAGAGGGAUGAAGAGGGCAGCAUUACUUUGCUUGGUACGUUUGCUGGUGGCGGCAGACUCGACGGUGACUGAAAGCCUCCUUCUCGUUGCCAUCCCGCGCGACCUCGGCCAAUGCAUGGCCUUUGCACAGACUCGAUGCCCACGCUGACGCUGCGCGAGAAAGAGCUUAAGGUGUACGGUGAGCAUCGUAGCGCAGCAAGUCUUCAAAGCUGCUACUGACCGCGAUUCGCAAUCUCGCGUGCAGGCAUCCUUGGUCAGAUUACGCUGCACACAGCUCCAUAUCUCGUGCUGGUGACGGCUCGCAAACAAGUCGGCAACUUGAGCGGUCAUGCUCUCUACCAAGCCACCGACUUUCGCAUCUGCCCCGUACCCAGGGAUUCGAAACCCAGCGUCAUGGAGCACCCUGUAGAGCGCACGCUGCUGGAAUUGCUCAAGACUCAUCUCUACUCUGCUCCAUUCUACUUUAGCUACACUUACGAUCUGACUAGCUCCUUUCAGCGAUCAGAGAGUCAGCGCGGAGCUCUCUGGCAGAGGGUGGGUUGAUAAGCUAGCAACCGUUCAGAGGGGCUAACCGCCUGGGCUGACCACUUGCAUUCUCAUCUGCCCGCACAGGCGGACGAGCGCUUCUUCUGGAAUCGGUACAUCAGCACGCGAUUCAUCGAGACCACGUCGUCGGGCAAGACGGAUCUGUCCAAGUUCAUUCUCCCCAUCAUCUUUGGCUUCUUGGAGCUGAAGCAGAUCAACAUCAAGGGCAAUGAUCUCACCUAUGGUCUGAUCGCAAGGCGCUCCAGACACCGGGCCGGGACGAGAUACUUCUCUCGAGGCAUAGACGCCUUGGGCGAAGUCUCCAACUUUAACGAAUCGGAGCAGUUCAUCAUCCUCAACAAGGGUGGCAAAGAGCUUCGAAGCUCGUACGUGCAGACAAGAGGCUCGGUGCCAGUAUUUUGGGCAGAGGUCAACAAUCUGCGAUACAAGCCUGAUCUUUUGAUUAUGGACAAGCACGAAACAGUGAGUGGGCUGUGGAGUCCGCUUUGCGUAAGCUACGGGGCUAAGGCGAUGGGACUGCACUCCCUUCGCAUAGGCCGAGGCUACCGCUUUGCAUUUCCAAAAGCAAGUGGCAACCUAUGGGGAAAACUAUUUGGUCAACCUGGUCAACCAAAAGGGUUAUGAGAAACCAGUCAAAGACGCUUACGAGAAGGCUGUCGAGGAGCUAGGCAACCCUCGAGUCCACUACACGUACUACGACUUCCACCAUGAGUGCAAGGGUAUGAAGUUUGAAAAGGUAUUUGGGUUGAUCGAACGGCUCCAAGGCAAGGGACUUCGAGCGGAAGAGUGAGUCGUACACGAUGGGUGCGAGUCCCUUCGAGCUUGCAAAUUCUGAUUGCGGCAUUCAACGUUCGCCUAUCAGCUACUUCCAAUCAGACGGAGGCCGCACCACGCGCAAACAGUCUGCAGUGGUUCGCACGAACUGCAUGGAUUGCCUGGACCGCACCAACGUUGUUCAGAGCACCCUUGGUCGAUGGGUGUUGAACCAGCAACUGCGCGAAGUCGGCGUCUUGGCCUCGGGAGAAAAGUUUGAGGACCAAAAGGAGUUUUGGCACAUCUUUAGAAAUGUCUGGGCUGAUCAUGCAGAUGUGGUCAGCAAGGCUUACUCGGGGACGGGCGCGCUCAAGACCGACUUUACUCGGUGAGUGCGAAGGAGGUGUGGUCCAAUGUGCAGGAUAGGCGACUGAUUGCGCGUUGCAUUGGACCUUGCCCGUCUACGUGGCGUACAGCACUGGCAAGCGAUCGUGGGAAGGGGCGCUGCAGGAUGGAGUCAACUCUCUGACUCGAUACGUCCGCAACAACUUCUUCGAUGGUAGUCGGCAAGACGCCUACGACUUGUUCACUGGAGCUUGGACGCCGAGAAAAGGCGCCACGGGAGACAAGCGUGCCAUUCUCGUACGCUUGGUGUGUAGAUGUGAUUGGGCGUUUGAUCGGUAUGUUUGCUAACAUUUUCAGCCAUGCGUUGCGCCUCAGAUGCCGUACAUUUGGCUGCUCUCGGUGGCGGUUUUGGUCGCAGCCUUCUUGGCACCUCGCUCAGACGAUGGUGAGUCGAAUGCGGCGCUCCUUGGCGGCUCCCGCAUGCCACGAGCUGACCUGGACCGAGGCCCCACCACGCGACAGACGCCACGCGCAACAAGAUCACUGCUGUCGCAGUCAUUGUAGCGUUCACGUCGUUCUACUUCAUCACCGAGCGAGGCCUGGAGUACGUGGCCUGGCCAACCCUCAACAGACCUGAAGAGACCAUGUACUACGAUGGACCUGGCUACUCUUCCGGACGACACGGCAGGGCAGCCAUCUCUGCGCACUAUGAGGGCAACAGGAAGGGCCCAAAGUCUACAGCUAGAGAUAUCCUCGCUGAACCAGCCAAGGUCUCUAAAGGAAGAAGGGGCGGAGAGUACACGCAGUAG